Molecule: messenger RNA, 263 nt
Organism: Scutellospora calospora
Lineage: Eukaryota; Fungi; Glomeromycota; Glomeromycetes; Diversisporales; Gigasporaceae
Source: the annotation of a GenBank genome assembly
AUUAUUCUUCAACAAAAAAUGAUACAAGAGAAGUAUCACUAGAAGAUACAUUUGAAAAUAACGAUAUCUUGACAAUGUUAGAUGAUCAAGAUAUACCAAAUAAUGAAGACGAAUUAUCAACUUCAUCUUUACCAAGAGAUAAUUAUGAUAAUUCUGAAGAUAUUCUAUCAGAUAAUUUACAAGAAGUUGAACAAAUUCCAUUACAAAACAAUAACGAUAACCAAAUUCCAGCAACAUUUAAUAAAAUGGAUGAUGUCUUAGAA